Messenger RNA from Prunus persica (peach), 746 nucleotides. Its product is annotated as rust resistance kinase Lr10. The record is from RefSeq and is a predicted model, not a curated record. Bases 6 to 533 code for a protein of 175 amino acids. The transcript is spliced from 2 exons. Lineage: Eukaryota; Viridiplantae; Streptophyta; Magnoliopsida; Rosales; Rosaceae. Gene Ontology annotation, molecular function: ATP binding; protein kinase activity. Gene Ontology annotation, biological process: protein phosphorylation.
UUGGGAUGGGAAGCAUUGGAUCGAAUUGCCCUUGGCAUUGCUCGAGGAUUGGAGUAUUUACAUCGCGGGAAGAGAGUAUUGUGUCAAUAAGGUGCGCCAGAGGUACUGCCGGUUACAUUGCUCCAGAAGUAUUCUGUAGAAAUUUUGGAGGGGUCUCACACAAGUCAGAUGUGUAUAGCUACGGGAUGAUGCUCUCGGAGAUGGUUGGAGGAAGAAGGAACAUCAAUGCCGAAGCUGAAGACACAAGUGAAAUAUAUUUUCCACACUGGAUUUACAAGCGUCUGGAACUGGAUGAAGAACUUGGUUUGCCGAGUAUCAUGAAUGAGGAAGACAAAGUAACAGCAAGGAAGAUGGUAAUAGUGAGCCUGUGGUGCAUACAAACAGACCCUUCAAACAGGCCAGCGAUGAAAGAUGUGAUAGAUAUGUUGGAAGGCAGUGUUGAUUGCUUGCAGAUACCACCCAAGCCUUACUUGUCUUCUCCUCCAAAAUACCCCGCAGGUUCUUCUACAGCUACAUUGGUCUCAAUACAAUAGAAUGUCCCCUGUAUUUUACUUGAACACUUCCAUGUUUAUGGAUAAUGAACUGUAUGCUUAUGAAGUUUGCUAGGUGUGGAUCGAACAUGUGGACUAUUUUAUUAGUGUUGCUCAUAGGGCCAGUGACUAGAAUAUAAAUCGGUGAAGUGCCAUUGAGUUUAUCUGUCUUUCUCUGUUUUAAUGGCAGAUAAGAUAGAGUGCUUUGAAUUGAGA